AUGGUACGUGAACAAUUCACCACAACAACACAAGGCACCAGCCUAGAGAGGCCAGAGAACCAAUAUGUCUACAACAUUGGCAUUUAUGGCUGGAGAAAGCGUUGCCUCUACCUGUUUGUCCUCCUCCUGCUUAUCGUCCUAGUUGUGAAUUUUGCUUUGACAAUUUGGAUUCUUAAAGUGAUGUGGUUUUCUCCAACUGGGAUGGGACAUUUACAUGUUACAAAAGAAGGACUUCGACUGGAAGGAGAGUCAGAAUUCUUAUUCCCUUUGUAUGCCAAAGAAAUUCACUCUAGAGUGGACUCAUCACUACUUCUACAGUCUGCUCAUAAUGUGACUGUGAAUGCUCGCAAUUCAGAUGGUGAAGUCACAGGCAGAUUAAACGUGGGUCCUAAAAUGGUAGAAGUCCAUGGUCAGCAAUUUCAGAUCAACUCCGUAGAUGGCAAGCCACUUUUUACAGUGGAUGAAAAUGAAGUUGUCGUUGGUACAGAUAAACUUCGAAUCACAGGGCCAGAAGGGGCCCUUUUUGAACACUCUGUAGAGACACCACUUGUCAGAGCAGAGGCUUUUAAACCGCUUAGAUUGGAAUCACCAACUCGGUCUUUGAGCAUGGAUGCACCAAAAGGGAUUAAUAUUAAAGCACAAGCUGGCAAUAUUGAAGCUCUCUCUCAGAUGGAUAUCAAAUUGCAUAGCAGUGAUGGAGUGCUUCUGCUUGAUGCUGAAACUGUGCGGCUGCCCAAAUUGCCUGAAGGGACAAGGGGUGGAUCUGAUAGAUCUCAGGAACUCUAUGAGAUCUGUGUUUGUCCAGAUGGAAAGCUUUACUUGUCAGCAGCUGGUCGGUAUUCAACUUGCCAGGAAUACAGUCAUGUCUGUCAAUAA
Messenger RNA from Emys orbicularis (European pond turtle), 876 nucleotides. It is a transcript of the gene SGCG, whose product is annotated as sarcoglycan gamma. Bases 1 to 876 code for a protein of 291 amino acids. Gene Ontology annotation, cellular component: sarcolemma; sarcoglycan complex. The record is from RefSeq and is a predicted model, not a curated record. NCBI's taxonomy places the organism in Eukaryota, Metazoa, Chordata, Testudines, Emydidae. The transcript has 7 exons. Gene Ontology annotation, biological process: heart contraction; cardiac muscle tissue development.